Prorocentrum cordatum is the source of this 453-nucleotide messenger RNA. Lineage: Eukaryota; Dinophyceae; Prorocentrales; Prorocentraceae. The record is from the annotation of a GenBank genome assembly.
AUGGCGGCCGCCGCGAGCCCCCGCGACGUGGAGGCGCAGCUGGCGGCGCCGACGCCCACGGCGACCGACAGCGACAGCGACAGGACCGACAGCGACAGGACCGACGGCGACAGCGAGGGCGCCUCGACGAGGCCCGCGGCGACAGGGCCCGCGGCCACGGCGCUGGCAGCGGCGGCGGCGGGGCCGGCAGCCACAGGGCCGUCUGCGGCAGGGCCAGCAAAGUGCGCCGCGCGGCCGGGCUCCGGGCGGCCGCGUUGCUGCCUCGGUGCGCUCCGCGGCCUGCUCACCCCGGCGCAGUGGCUGUACUGCGCCGGGGCCGUGCUGCUGGAGCUCGUGCUCGUGUGGCUGACGCGGCAGACCAUGACGUCCUCGCCCGCCGGAGGAGAGGUGUGGGUCUACAACAUCGCGCACCUGAUGCUGGUCUGCCUCUACCCGCGGGCUGCGGCGGCGCCG